Messenger RNA from Adineta steineri, 450 nucleotides. Lineage: Eukaryota; Metazoa; Rotifera; Eurotatoria; Adinetida; Adinetidae. The record is from the annotation of a GenBank genome assembly.
AUGUUGCGCACAGCGUUAUUAUGUCUAAUAUUAGUCGUAUCAUUAUCAUCAUCAACAUCAAUUAUUAAAAAAAGUCUUAAACGUCGACAAGCUGAUUCUCAACAUUGUGAAGCUAUUACGGGUUUCGAUUGUAAAUGUAACUUUUAUCGUGUAACAUGUACAAUUGAUCAUGAAUUACCAUCGCCCAUACAUAUUGUAGACCAUGAAAAACAGAAAUAUCAAUCUGUUGAAUUGGUUAUACAAGCUCCACGUGAUAUUCAUGUUAAUGAUCAAACAUUUGAACCGGUUAAAGAAUUAUAUAAAUCUGAUGGAGAUAAUUUAGAAUUUCGUAUUAAAUUCGAAAAAUUUACUGCACUUCAUUUAUCAUCACCUUCAAUCUUUAAUCGGGUAUUUCCUGAUAGUUUACCAGCAAAUGCACGAAAACAUUUGGUAAGAUUACAAAACAUAUAA